AUGAUCCUACAAAUAUUUUCUCUGCCGUUUCUGGCUGGUAUUGCUAGUGCUAUUAACCUCAAAGUCUCAAGUACCGGCGGUAAUGCAUCAUCUCCACUUAUGUAUGGGCUUAUGUUCGAGGAUAUUAAUCACUCUGGAGAUGGGGGCAUAUAUGCAGAGUUGAUAAAUAACCGAGCAUUCCAAGGAAGCAGAGCAUUUCCAUCAACUCUUGAGCCAUGGGUACCAGUUGGAAAUGCAGUCUUUGCUCUGCAGAACACGUCAAUACCACUCUCCUCUGCACUUCCGACUUCAAUCAAUGUAGCUCCCGGACCUCUCUCAAGCCACGCCAAAAUUGGGCUGCUCAACCCCGGAUGGUGGGGUAUCGAUGUCAAACCUCAGAAGUACACCGGCAGCUUCUGGGCACUGGGCUCAUACAAAGGAGAUUUCACGGUGAAACUUCAAUCGAACCUAACCGACGAUGUUUUUGCCAGUGUAGAGAUCCCAUCGUCUUGCCAGCCCGGUAAAUGGGUAGAGCACAAAUUCGAAUUAGAGCCCAACCUUGCGGCAUCGAACAUCAACAAUACCUUUGUUAUCGAAUUUGAACCCGGCAGUGGAGCUGUGAACUUUAAUUUGAUCAGCCUCUUUCCACCAACGUACAAGAACAGGCCGAAUGGAAAUCGACCAGAGCUCAUGGAGGCGUUGAAAGCUCUCAACCCCAGCUUUAUUAGAAUGCCAGGGGGUAAUAACAUGUCCAACGAGACGAUUGGUCCUCUCACCCAACGUCCCGGCCGUCCAGGUACAUGGGGUUAUGGCAACACCGACGGACUGGGUCUUGUCGAAUAUCUCAACUGGUGCACUGAUCUCGAGGUCGAACCUCUCCUGGCUGUAUGGGCGGGAAUGUAUCUCGGUAGUGAUGCAGACCACAUCCUCUCUGCUGAAGCCCUCGCACCAUGGGUAGAUGAUACACUUAAUGAACUCGAAUUCAUCCUUGGUCCGGUUUCCACGCCUUACGGCGCUCUUCGCGCUUCUUUGGGCUACCCUGAACCUUGGGCUUUGAAAUAUGUCGAAAUUGGCAAUGAAGACAACCUCUACACUAAUGGAAGCAGCACUUACGCAGCAUAUCGCUUCAGUAUGUUUUAUGAUGCCAUCACCGCAGCAUAUCCAAAUCUCAAAAUAAUUUCAUCUACUGGGGACUACACAGCAGUGGGAGGAAGCGGCGAAACUGCUACCUGGACGGAUUUCCACACCUACUCACGACCAGAUACCCUCGUGAGCAUGUUCGACAAGUUUGAUCACGCUUCACGGGAAUACAAGACUCUGAUUGGCGAAUACGCUAUUGUGCAGGAGAACCUAGAUGGACAACUUGCGGGGGUAAAUUGGGACCUACCAAAGUUUCCACAACCAGUUUGGAUUGGGGCUGUGAGCGAGGCGAUUUGGAGUAUUGGGGCAGAGAGAAAUAGCGAUGCAGUUGUGGGCAUGAGCUAUGCUCCUGGGUUCCAAAAUUUGAAUUCUUAUAACUGGAGUCCCGACCUCAUUUCCUUCACCGCCGACGUUUCGCAGACUGUCCUCUCAACCUCUUGGCAUGUAAUUAACCUCUUCUCCAACAGCCGCUACACAUCAACAGUUCCAAUAACCUCAGACUCUCCGCUUGGGCCCGCAUACUGGGUAGCCGGGACCUCCGGAGAAGGAAAGUACACCUUCAAGAUUGCCAUAUACAACGCCACUUCCUCGGUCCCAUUCAACAUCACCUUCGAAGGUGUAGCAAAGGGUGCGUCGGGACGGUUGACGGUAUUGAGUGCCCCGGAGGGGCUGAGUGCUAACAUGUUGGAUGGCGAAGGGGUACCGACGGAGGUGGUGGCAAAGAGAGAGGUGGAGCUUGUUGCGGGGAGCGCGGGAGAGUUUGGAUUUGAGCUGGAGAAUUGGGAGGUUGCUGUUUUCACGACUUGACAUCUACAAUUAACUAUAAAUUAACGGGGUAGCAUUAGCCUCCAAAUUACAAUACUCACUUCGCUUGCUUCCUCUGCUGGGUCUGCCGGGUCUGCC
This is a messenger RNA of Hyaloscypha bicolor E, 2022 nucleotides long. RefSeq names its product glycoside hydrolase family 51 protein. NCBI's taxonomy places the organism in Eukaryota, Fungi, Ascomycota, Leotiomycetes, Helotiales, Hyaloscyphaceae. Gene Ontology annotation, biological process: L-arabinose metabolic process. Gene Ontology annotation, molecular function: alpha-L-arabinofuranosidase activity. The transcript is spliced from 4 exons. The coding region runs from base 1 to 1926 and encodes 641 amino acids. The record is from RefSeq and is a predicted model, not a curated record.